Balaenoptera acutorostrata (minke whale) is the source of this 5187-nucleotide messenger RNA. It is a transcript of the gene ALKBH1, whose product is annotated as alkB homolog 1, histone H2A dioxygenase. NCBI's taxonomy places the organism in Eukaryota, Metazoa, Chordata, Mammalia, Artiodactyla, Balaenopteridae. Gene Ontology annotation, cellular component: cytoplasm; nucleus. The record is from RefSeq and is a predicted model, not a curated record. Gene Ontology annotation, biological process: oxidative RNA demethylation. Gene Ontology annotation, molecular function: ferrous iron binding; broad specificity oxidative DNA demethylase activity; oxidative RNA demethylase activity. The transcript is spliced from 6 exons. Bases 1 to 1179 code for a protein of 392 amino acids.
AUGGGGGAGAUGGGGAAGAUGGCGGCGGCCGUGGGGCCUGUGGCGACGCUGGCGGCGGAGCCUGGGGAGGACGCCUUUCGGAAGCUUUUCCGCUUCUACCGGCAGAGCCGCCCCGGGACCGUAGACCUGAGAGGGGUCAUCGACUUCUCGGUAGCCCACGCAGCCCGCGGCACGGGGCCUGGUGCCCACAAGGUGGUCAAAUCUCACCUAAAUGUGUCCUCAGUCAGUGACCAUGAUGCAUACAGAGCUGGACUUCAGCCGGUAAGCAAGUGGAGAGCCUACGGACUCCAAGGUUAUCCUGGAUUUAUUUUUAUCCCAAACCCCUUCCUCCCAGGUUACCAGUGGCACUGGGUGAAGCAGUGCCUUAAGUUAUAUUCUCAGAAACCUAAUGUAUGUAACCUGGACAAACAUAUGACUAAAGAAGAGACCCAAGAUUUGUGGGAACAGAGCAAAGAGUUUCUAAGGUAUAAAGAAGUGAAUAAACGGAGACCCCGAAGUUUACUAGAGAAACUACGCUGGGUGACCCUAGGCUACCAUUAUAACUGGGACAAUAAGAAAUACUCAGCAGAUCAUUAUACACCUUUCCCUUCUGACCUGGCUUUCCUCUCAGAGCAAGUAGCCGCUGCCUGUGGAUUUCAGGGUUUCCGAGCCGAAGCAGGUAUCCUGAAUUACUACCGAUUAGACUCCACACUAGGAAUCCACGUAGACAAAUCUGAACUAGAUCACUCCAAACCCCUGCUUUCGUUCAGCUUCGGACAGUCUGCCAUCUUUCUCCUGGGUGGCCUCAAAAGAGAUGAAGCCCCCACCCCCAUGUUUAUGCACAGUGGUGACAUCAUGGUAAUGUCAGGUUUCAGCCGCCUGCUGAACCAUGCAGUCCCGAGGGUCCUUCCCAGUCCGGAAGGGGAGAGCCUGCCUUGCUGCCUAGAGACGCCUCUCCCAGCUGACCUCCCCAGAGACGCAGUGGUGGAGCCCUGUUCUGUGGAGGACUGGCAGGUGUGCGCCAGCUACUUGAAAACUGCUCGUGUUAACAUGACUGUCCGGCAGGUGCUGGCCAUAGGUCAUGACUUCCCUUUGGAACCCAUGGAGGAGAAUAAAAGAGACAUCCCCACAGAGGGUUCCUGCCAUCUGGAUGAUGAGAAUAGCCAAGUAAAACGAGCUAGGUUAAACCCUGACUGCUGAGACUUGGAGAGCCCCAUUCUUUUACUCAGGCAGGUCUUAACAGUAAAUGACCAUGCUGUUUUGUAUUGCCGCAGACUUCAGCACAAAGACAGGCCAAAAGCAGAGACGAGGAAAAACUCAUCAUUGAUCACACUGUUGCCUUGGAACCCAUCCUGAAGAGAAAACUGAUUAACCACUUUGGUCAGAGAAGUGCUUGACAUGGUCCAGUCCCGGUUAGGUUUUGGCACUAACGUAUGUGAGAAGUCCAAGGAGGUAUGAGCUCCCACAACAGCCUUCUCAGCCUCGCCGUUAUCUCUGAGCGAGGUAGACGUGAGUUUCCAUGUGUGUGGAAUCUUUAAAUACCUCAGGUUUUAUUGAUGGAAAACAUAAUUCCCCUUCCACCACCCCAUCUAGUGAUUUGUGGUAACAUUGUGGUUCCAGGAACCAACCAUUAGUCUUACCUUCUUAAUUCUUCCAAUCAACACCAAAUUCUUUGAUCUUCUCUGGCCUUCACAGAAAAAUCCUGUACACUUAAGACAAUGGAACUGGAAAUCACAUCUCCUAGAAAAGACAUUAAUCACAGCUAUCUCUCUUGCCUAAACGGUAAAUAUAUAUAAACCCAAGGGAAGAGGGACAGUAGUUUCUCCAGAUGUCUUUCAGGUCUGUAAACUCUUCCCUUUGGCUUUUAAAUGCAAUUUUAAUUGUUGGACUAAAAAAGUCCUAAGGGUGUUCUGUAACUGUUUUCCCCAUGGAUAAACUUACUCAGUUUUAAAUUAAAGAUCUGUAUCUAUGUUUGAGGGUAAGUGUAUCUGGGAUUCAUUUUUUCCUGUUUUCGCUUGCUGUAUUGUUCAUGCUAUUGAAGCCCUCUAGCUGUUUCUGCCCUAAGUAUUCUUUGUGGCUGUCUCACAAGAGAGAAUAUUCCUUGAUACUCCAGUCACUGCGGUUUUUUGUGUUGUAGACAGCAUGGAAAAUGCAUGAAACACUGAGUUUAAUCUGUGUACCCCCACCAGCUCAGCUCGGUAUACCCUGAGCCUUUAAGUUACCUUGUGUCUCGGUGGGCCUCAGUUUCCUCACUCAUAAAAUGAAAAUAUUUAUUACCAUCUUCCUAGAUGGAUAUUGCUAUUUCAAACAAUAAUGGAAAUUUAGUGCUCCUUUCUAGAUACAUAAUAUUGCCAAUAUUUUAUUACUAUCUGGAUUCGUAGAAACAUCCCAGCUUAUUUGUUUGUGUGGACAACUGACCAGAAGCUGCUUUGAUACCUGCUGCUUGCGACACCACUUGCCAAAUUUGCAUUUCUCCUCUGUCCUGCCUUUUUUUUUUUAUGAGUGUUGAAUGUUGAGUUUAUAUUGUAAUCCUUGGUAGGUUUUUUUUGUUUGAAGGAAUAAAAAUUAACAGGUUCAUCCUUUAUGUGUACGUACAUAGGUUCUAAAAUUUGUUCGUGAUAGGAUAAUUUUAUAUAGUUAAAAUUACCACUGGAAAAAUCCCUUAAAUUUUUCAUAAUGUACAUUAUAUGAACACUGUACAUUAUAUGUGACCCACUGAACACCAACACAUGUCAUUUAGUAAAUCCAGCAGUCAGCUUAUCUUUCAGCAUUAGAAGAUUGCUCUUUAGUCAGUUGAUUAUCAGAUGAAGGUAUUAGCUUGUGUUCAGGGUCAAUAUUUUACAAAAAAUACAUGUUCAAACUGUAAACUCACACUCCAUCAAGCAAGAUAUAUAUGCUGUGAGAAGCAUGUGGAAACUGAGGCCAGACAAGAGGAUGGAAGACUCCUCUCUGCCAGCCCACGCUUCCUCUAGGGAUGUGCUCCUGGACUCAUUUGGGGGGUGGAGAGGGCUGAGCAGAAUUGUUUGCACAGUUCACUUCUCUCUCGUUUUUAUGUAUAUUUCUGUGAGGCACAUAUAGUUGAAGAUGUAUAUAAUGCAACUAUACUUUGACAGCAGAAAUUAUACAGCUCAAGGAAAAAGGAAAAAUUGGUGAUUUUUCUACAUUUAAAUGAGGAUUAUCCCCCCCCCACCAAGUUUGUUUUAGUUGUCUACCAGAUGUUUUCUAAGUCAGGUGUCAGCAAACUAUGAGCUACCCUCUGUUUUUGUACUGCCCAUGGACUAAGAAUAGUUUGUACAUUCUUAAAUGGUGGGGGGGAAAGCUCAGAAGAAUAAUAUUAGUGACACAUGAAAAUUAUAUGAAAUUCAAAUUUCUGUGUCCAUAAAUAAAGUUUUAUUGGAACACAGCCACACUAAUUCAUUUCCGGAUUAUCUGUGGUUGCUUUCAUGCUAAAAUGACAGAGUUGAAUAAUUGCAACAAAGUCUAAAAGAUAUGAUCCAGGCUCUACAGCAAACGUUUGCCAACACCUAGAAAGGAAACCAGACCCCUAGAAAGGAACCUGAAACCAAGAGAAAACAUCAAGGGGAAGAUAUUUUGUUUUCUUUAUUAUUUUAUAUCAAAAAUGCCAGGGUAGAUACUCUGUUCUAGGAUGUAUGUGGUAUCAAGAGUGGAGUCACAAAAUGUUAGGUCUGGGGAAACUGGCACUCUGAUGCUCUGCAAGUGGCAGUGUUAACUUGCUAUAACCUCUAAGGCUCAGUUUGGCAUCAUGUAACCUGUAAUUCUUUUGUACAUCCCAGUUGGGCCAGGGUAGUCCUUUUCCUCUCAGAAGGGUUCUGGUUUGAUGAUAAAUUAUAUGGUCAUCCUAAUUAUGUUCUAAAAUGUGUACCAUUUGACCCAAUAAAUUUCACUCCUAGUUGAGUCUAAGGAAGUAAUUAGAGCUGUCUGCAAGAUUUUUGUAUAAGAAUAUAAUAGUUUGAAAUAAGCUCAAUAUCCAGCAACAAGGAGUUGGUUGAUUAAAUUCAUGUAUGUGUUCAAUAAAUGGUUAUUGAGCACUGUUCUUUGAUUUGCACAAAGUACCUGCUUUUGUGGUGCUUAUAUCCUAGUGGAAAUGACAUAACCAUACAGAGGAAAACUAUAGCCAUUAAAAUUCAUGUUUUGGAAGAACAAGUAAAGAUAGGAGGAAAUACUUGUGUUUAAUGAGGAAAUCCAGUUAUGAAACCAUGCAUAGUAACCUAAUUCUGUAUAGAUUGUUUAUAUAUUUUUUAAAAACUGGAAGGAUAUGUACACCAAAGUGUGAAUGAUAGUGGGAUUACAGUUGAUGUUUCUUCUAUUUGUGCUUUUCUGUAUUUCUAUUUUUUUUACAUUGAAAAUUCUUUUGUCUUUUUUUUUUUUAAUAAAUUUAUUUAUUUAUUUAUGGCUGCAUUGGCUUCGUUGCUGCGCGCGGGCUUUCUCUGGUUGCGGCGAGCGGGGGCUACUCUUUGUUACGGUGCGCAGGCUUCUCAUUGCGGUGGCUUCUCUUGUUGCAGAGCACGGGCUCUAGGCAUGCGGGCUUCAGUAGUUGUGGCAUGCGGGGUUCAGUAGCUGUGGCAUGCGGACUCUAGAGCGUAGGCUCAGUAGUUGUGGCGCACGGGCUUAGUUGCUCUGCGGCAUGUGGGAUCUUCCCAGACCAGGGCUCGAACCCGUGUCCCCUGCAUUGGCAGGCAGAUUCUUAACCACUGCACCAUGAGGGAAGUCCCUAAGUCAUUUUUUAAAUAAAGAAUACAUGCUUGAAUUUUUUUCCAAUUAAAAAAGAUAGUCCUUUACCCUGUAAUUCUGUCUCUACUUGAAAUAUAUUAGAAUGCAAAUCUAGGAACAUCAACAUUGUCUAACAAGAGGAGCUUGUUGGAGGAAACUAUUUUAUGUUAUAAGAUACUAUAUAACAACUAUCAGUCACGUUUUAGAGACAUAUUCAGUAAUCAGAAGAAAUGCUCAAUAUGUUAACUGAGAAAAACAGCUUAACAACAGAAUGCACAAGCAUUUUACCAGUGCUUUUUGUAUGCACAAUUUGUAUGCACAGAAAAGGCUGGAGGGUUAUAAUCUUACAUCUCCCAAAUUUUCUAUCGCCAGCAUAAAUUGCUCUUUUGAAGAAGGCCUUUGUGAUGCUUUUUUGGAAGGGGCAGGUAAGGCAUACACUGCACUCAGCAGCAGCAGCUUUGUAGAGUGUCCACUCAC